Molecule: messenger RNA, 882 nt
Organism: Dissoconium aciculare CBS 342.82
Lineage: Eukaryota; Fungi; Ascomycota; Dothideomycetes; Mycosphaerellales; Dissoconiaceae
Exons: 1
Coding region: 1-882 (293 amino acids)
Biological process (GO): protein processing
Cellular component (GO): endoplasmic reticulum; Dsc E3 ubiquitin ligase complex
Molecular function (GO): protein binding
Source: RefSeq, a predicted model, not a curated record
AUGGAAACCGCGACCGAGCGAACUCUGGACAUUGUGGUCCGAUUCUCCACAUCGAACCCUGAUCUCGUGCUUGCCAUCGCGUCACCUUCGCGCACGACUGGACUCGCAUUAAAGCAGCUGAUACGAGCACAGCUUGAACAACCUGCGGCAACAAGUCGAUUGCGGCUCAUCCACGCCGGCAAAGUCAUAUCCGAUGAUGCGCCUCUAUCCAGCAGUCUCACCCUAACGAAUCCUCCGCCACUUCGCAACGAUGACCCGAACAAGAGUUCCAAGGCGAGAGGGAAGCUGCCUGUACGAGAUCACGAACCUCCCCGGACGAGACUAUACAUACAUUGUUCAGUUGGCGAUGUUUUGUCAGCCUCUGACCUAGCUAUCGAAGCGAAAUCGGCACAAGAGGCUAUCGAUGCAUUGGACAGCAGCAGUAUUCAACACACAUUCAUAGGCAAUGAGCAGGGAGACGCAUCAACAAAUGCGAGUACAACGCCUGCGCCGCGCGGGUUCGACCGCUUGCUAUCCGCCGGAUUCACCAAUUCUGAAGUCGCAGCAUUGCGAGCACAGUUUCUGGCCAUACAAGCGCAUUCGCAUACACCGGAUACCUUGCCUAGCGGUCAGGAGCUCCUGGCGCUGGAGGAGCGCUGGCUCGAGUCUGGCUCUAGCCCCCUUGGCGGUGGUGGUGGUAACGAGUCGGGAGGGUUUGGACCCGAGGACACCGGUGCCUUGGAAGAUCUGCUUAUUGGAGACCUGAUUGGAUUUUUUUGGCCUAUCGGGGCCAUGUUUCUGUUCAUGCGGGAAGAAGGCGUCUGGUCCCGUCGCCGUCAGAUCGCUGUCUUGUCCGGCUUCCUGGUCAAUGUCAUGUUCGGCUUCCUGAGAGUCAUGAAUUGA